CUUCAUUAUAUCCAAAUUUAAAACAUCUUAAUUUAUGGGAUAAUCAAAUGAUAACUGAUGAAGGACUAUGUCAAAUUGCACAAUCAUGCAAUAAAUUGGAAUAUUUAAAUAUUUUUUAUUCGUAUUGGAUUACUGAUAGAACUGUAAGUUGUAUUUUAAACUCAUACUCUAAUUUACGAUGCUUAGAUAUAUGGGGUAGUAGAGGAAAAAUCAAAGAUGCUACUAUUAUCAGAUCUUCUCCAAAUUUAAAAUAUUUUGAUAUUUCUGGUAACAAUAUCGGAGAUGAGGUUGUUGAAGCAGUAGCUAGUACAUGCCAUGAAUUGGAAUAUCUUGAUCUUGGAGGGUGUGGAUUCAUUACCGAACCAUCGGUAUAUAAUGUUAUUCGAUCAUGUCUCAAACUAAAGCAUCUUGAACUUGGAUUUUGUAACAUUUACAAUAAAACCAUUAAAGAAAUAGCCUGUUCGUAUCCUAAUUUAAAAUAUCUUGAUUUGGAUAGCUAUAAAAAAAAUAUUAGUAGAAAAGUUGUAAAACGACUUAAUCCGAGUAUAUAUAUUGAAAAUUACGAUUCAUCAUAUGAAUGGUCCAAUUCUGAAUCGUCUGAUACUUCUGAUUCUGAUCCGAUGACAACACACAGAGCGGGGUAA
This is a messenger RNA of Dentiscutata erythropus, 644 nucleotides long. NCBI's taxonomy places the organism in Eukaryota, Fungi, Glomeromycota, Glomeromycetes, Diversisporales, Gigasporaceae. The record is from the annotation of a GenBank genome assembly.